This is a messenger RNA of Plectropomus leopardus (leopard coralgrouper), 584 nucleotides long. NCBI's taxonomy places the organism in Eukaryota, Metazoa, Chordata, Actinopteri, Perciformes, Serranidae. The record is from RefSeq and is a predicted model, not a curated record.
UUUGCUACUGUCUCAGGAAUAAGCAAACACAUGUAUGAGGAUAUAAUAGGAAACUUGACUCCACACGCACAUGCAGCUGAAACUGUUGAUUCCACUAAAACAAACCCAGUGACGAAGCAAAAAGCGGCUCAGAUGAGCGUCUCACAUGCAGUUGUGGCUGAGACUCCGAUGCCCAUCCUCAACAGAAGCUCCUUUAAGAAGUGUCCUCGGUGGGAUUUUGAUGAUGUCUAUAACCAGGACGCUCCACCCAGACUGUGGACCUGUGCCGAGUCUCUGAGAAACUCUGAGGAUGAGAGCUUCAAGAAGGCUUUCCUUCCCAACAUACGUCUGUUUCUGCACAAGGACAACAUCAACAUGAGCGAGUGGAACCGGCUCUCACAUUUUAACAAUCCUUUUGGUUUUAUGCAGUUCCCCUACAAAGAAGUGAUGAGUGCAGUGAAGUUGAUCCCGAAGCCAAAAGAGCCGCUGCUCUUUCCAAAGCCAGGCAAUGGCGGGUGUAUCCGCUGUGCUGUGGUGGGCACCGGGGGGAUCCUCAACGGCUCCAGAAUGGGGGAAGAAAUUGACGCUCACGAUUACGUUUUCCG